UCGAUUCAAAUAACUACGAAGUUGUAACUCGAGUGGAUUCUCGACUAGGCUACGAAGCCUACGACUACGAAGUCGAUUUAAACAACUAUGAAAUUGUAUCUCGAGUGGAAUCUCGACUAAGCUACGAAGCUUACGACUACGAAGUCGAUUCAAACAACUACGAAGUUGUAACUCGAGUGGAUUCUCGACAAGGCUACGAAGCCUACGACUACGAAGUGUCUUUAGAAGAUUUUGGAGGAGAUGGUGUUGAUUACCGUUCUGCUUUCAAUACAACUACGCUGUUUAUUAGUGAUGUGGAGGAUAUUAAGGAUGCAAAAAGUACGACAAUUAUGAAUGGUUUCUUUUUGACUAUUUCGAAACACAAAAAACCCGGAAGGCUGAAGAUCUUGAAGUGCGAUCGAGGCGAACGUUAUAGAGGCAAAAACGUAGAUAUGAAUAAAGCUGUUUCGAGACGUUCAAAAACGAAAGCGUGCCAGUGCCCUUUUGAGAUACAAGUAAAGCGUGUUGCCAGAUCGACAUACUGGAUGAUCCACACGAGUCAAGACGAAACGAAGGGAUACCAUAAUCAUUCAUUUGCCGUGUAUCCUGAGGGCCAUCGACAGUCGAGCGGCAUAAGCGUGUCAUCCAAAAAAAUUAUUCAUGAAAUGACUGCUGCGCAUGUGACACCAGCAAAUAUUUUGGCCACCGUCCAGGAAAAAAAUCCACACGAUCAUGCUAAUCGGCGACAUGUAUAUAACUAUAGAGACUGGUUGCGUAAGGAAAGUUUUGAGGGUAGGGAAGUUCCUACCCAACUUCUACAUUUGGCAAACAGCAGCAACUACAUAGUUUAUACAAAUGUCGAUCCGAAUACAAAUGCGCUGACACACAUAUUCAUGGCCCAUCCUGAUUCAGUGAGUCUAUUCCGGACUUAUUAUUGGUUUGUCGGCAUAGAUUCGACGUACAAAACCAACAAGUACAAGAUGCCGUUGGUCGAGAUGAUUGGCAUGACGCCGUGCAACAAUAACUUUCUAAUUGCGUAUGCCCUCAUGAAGGACGAGAAAGAGGCCAGUUAUGAUUGGGUUCUCGACAAGUUGAGACUUCUCAUAGGCUAUACG
This is a messenger RNA of Striga hermonthica, 1094 nucleotides long. NCBI's taxonomy places the organism in Eukaryota, Viridiplantae, Streptophyta, Magnoliopsida, Lamiales, Orobanchaceae. The record is from the annotation of a GenBank genome assembly.